Molecule: messenger RNA, 1477 nt
Organism: Merops nubicus (carmine bee-eater)
Lineage: Eukaryota; Metazoa; Chordata; Aves; Coraciiformes; Meropidae
Product: sentrin-specific protease 6-like
Exons: 11
Biological process (GO): protein desumoylation; regulation of spindle assembly; regulation of kinetochore assembly
Cellular component (GO): cytoplasm; nucleus
Molecular function (GO): SUMO-specific endopeptidase activity
Source: RefSeq, a predicted model, not a curated record
AGAUCACAGUCCAAGAGAGAUGGAGGUUUUAAGAAUAAUUGGAGCUUUGAUCAUGCAGAAGAAAGUGAAGGAGAUGCAGAGAAAGACGAGGCAAAUCUGCUCAGCAUAGAUGACAGUGAUGGGCCUUUCAGUCCCAUUGAAGAAAGAAAGUCACUUCGUUUUCGGCCUGGAGCUGUUGGCACCAGUGGUGAUUCCAUAAAAACAUACGCAAGGAGAGGUAAAGCUGGGAGCUUGAGGUUUUUAAAAGGAAAUUCAAUUGGCCUCAACAUGAUGGGAAAUAGCAAGAAACUGAGUGAAAAUACUCAGAACAUGUCUUGUCCUGUAACUGUGGUACAUGGUAGACGUUUUCAUCAUGCGCAUGCACAGACAGCAGUAGUAAAAACAGCAGCCCAAAGCAAUCUGGAUCGAAAGGAGAGAAAAGAAUACCCACCUCGGCUUCAGAAAGUAGAAGCAGACCACAUUAGGUUGCCACGGUCUCAAGAACUGGACAGCAUAAUGGAAAACACAGAAGAGUCAGAAUCGGAAUCUGAAAUUAAGAGAAAGGUGCAACAGAAACGUCACUGCAAUUCGUAUCAAUCUGACCUGGCUCUAUCUUCUGCUACAAAAAAAAGCUUAACUCCAUUAAAGCUUUUGGAACAGACUGAUUAUUCUACUGAUUGCCCAAAUUGUGGGCAGGCAAAUGAAAAUCAGACCAAAUGCCGACAUUGUGAAAGUGCUGCUCUAAAGGAUUUGCAAAGAGUCUCCAGACAAACUGUGACAUUAAGUGAAUCUGUGGGACCUUUAUCACGUUCUUCAAUACAUCAGAAUUCAACAGGACAAAAAUCUUCAAGUACAGGGUUCAACACAAAGAAGUUUUAUGGUUCUGCUGUUGGAAAAGGUCCGACGGAUAUUCUACUGAGUAAUGAAGGUGUAGGACAUUCUAUGUUAAGACAAAAUGGAAAAGUUGGUCUUAUAACUGGGACGAAAAAUCCUAAAAUUACAGGAGGCUUAAGACAGAGGAGUACGAGACCAUCUGAACUAAAUGAUCCAAUUGUUUUGUCUAGUGAUGAUGAUGAGGAGGAGGAUAGUGGCAGCACUAGGAGAAUGGAAAGCAUUUCACCUCGUCCUGCAGAUUCAGCCCGCUCCUCCCCAGCUCCUUCUACAGGAAAGGUGGAAGCAGCAUUAAAGGAAAACAGUUGUGGAAUAGAACAGAGAAUAGGUAGUAUAACAACAGAUACAGAAAUUGCAGUCACACUACCAAGAAAAGCAAGAAUGAAAGAUCAGCUUGGGAACGUUGUGUCUACCACUCCAAUAAAACGUCGUAAAGUUAUUUCUCAAGAGAUUUUAACAGAGGCUGUACCUCUAAAUUAUCAAAAUUCCUGUGAAAGUGUCAUUCUGAACUGUCGAAGUAUACGAAUAGGAACACUACGAAGAAUGGUAGUGGAACCUGUGAUUUUUUGCCUGGAUUAUAUCAAAAUACGCCUAGAAAGUCAAGAAG